UAAUAACAAAUGUUAAAAAAGAAUCAUGGGUCCAAUCGGAUAUUUUCAUUUUUACGGAUCCCAAAUUGUACUUAUCUCUUUGUUUUCUAGAGUUUUCUCUUCUUAACUGAGGCUGCCAUCUCACUCCGACAUCUCUAUAAAUAUCGGUCUCCAUCGUUAUCUCCGCCGUGAGUUCCUUUGCUCCGAUGUUCCCAUCGUGGCUGCAGCCUCACCGGCGUCGUCAGUUCAGUCCGGCGGACAGUCCGAGAACUCCGAGACACUACUCCUGCACUUCCUUCAAAGAUGUUCAGGAUCUCCUCAACGAAGAUCUCCCGCCGGAACCCAAUACCCCUAAACGCCCAUCCCUUCUCCACCGGGUCCGGUGCUUCAGCGUCCGCGACCACGCCCCACGCGCUUUUGCGGCGCCGAAGGCUGGCUUCGCAGUGGAAAUCCCCAACGCCGACCACCGCGGCGUGGUUCUCUACUUCACCAGCCUCCGUAUCGUUCGCAAGACCUUCGAGGAGUGCAGAUCCGUCCGAUCUAUGCUCCGCGGGUUCCGGAUUCCGAUUGACGAACGAGAUCUGACGAUGGAUUCAAAUUUCCAGGACGAGUUGCAGGCGAUAUUCGGGACGAAGAACGUGGCGUUGCCGAAGGUGUUCAUCGGCGGGAGAUACGUCGGCGGAGCGGAGGAGAUCAAGCGGAUGCAGGAGAGCGACGAGCUGAGGAGGGUGAUCGGGAAAUUAAAGCCGUCGGAUGGGGCGAUUUCCGGAAUCUGCGGUGCGUGUGGAGGGCUGAGAUUCGUGAUGUGCGAACGGUGCGAUGGAAGCCAUAAGAUCUACUCGGAGAAGCGUGGAUUCAAAAGCUGCACGGCCUGCAACUCGUACGGCCUCGUCAAGUGUCCGGCGUGUUUCCCGACGCACCGGCGGCGGACAUCGUCGUAGCUCCGGCAGAUUUCGAAAACAAAAUAGGGAGGAAAAGAAAAGAAGAAAAUAACGUUGAAAAAAAAAGAAA
This is a messenger RNA of Tarenaya hassleriana, 990 nucleotides long. RefSeq lists its product as uncharacterized. The record is from RefSeq and is a predicted model, not a curated record. Bases 186 to 920 code for a protein of 244 amino acids. The transcript has 2 exons. Lineage: Eukaryota; Viridiplantae; Streptophyta; Magnoliopsida; Brassicales; Cleomaceae.